AUGGAUCUGGAGGAGAAGAUAACGAAGAGGUUGGAAGGAGGGAAGUUCAGGAUGCUGAAUGACAAGAUGUACCACGGGAAGGGGUUGAGGAAGGGGGACCUGAGGCUUUACCACGAGCUGUACAACCUGCAAGUCAUGAAAUGGCCUGUCAAUCCCCUUGAUGUGAUAAUUGAGAAGAUAAAGAGGAGAGAAGGCAACGGGGUGAUAGCAGACAUUGGGUGCGGAGAAGCAAGGAUCGCCAGAGAGUUCGAAAAUGUGAUUUCCCUGGAUCUCCACCCUGUUGGGAAGGAUGUGAUACCCUGUGAUAUGCGGCGAAGGAUUCCUCUGGACGAUGGCAGUGUGGAUGUUGCCGUUUGCUGCUUGAGCAUGAUGGUUGAGGAUAUUGCAGUUCCCACGAAGGAGAUCAAUCGGAUACUGAGAAACGGAGGACACUGGUACAUUGCAGAGGUCCGGAGCAGGAUACCCAGUGUAGGCCUCUUGGAAAGGAAGUUUGAGAGCCUCGGGUUUGAUGUCGAGCAUGUUGAUGUGUCGAAUGCACAGUUUGUCCUGUUUGUUCUCCAGAAGACCUCGCGCAAGGCCCCAAAACGGCUCCCUCGGAUCAAGCUGGUGCCGCGGGUGUACAAGAAGAGAUGA
Encephalitozoon cuniculi GB-M1 is the source of this 633-nucleotide messenger RNA. RefSeq lists its product as uncharacterized. The transcript has a single exon. The record is from RefSeq and is marked provisional. Bases 1 to 633 code for a protein of 210 amino acids. Gene Ontology annotation, molecular function: methyltransferase activity. NCBI's taxonomy places the organism in Eukaryota, Fungi, Microsporidia, Unikaryonidae. Gene Ontology annotation, cellular component: nucleolus.